AUAAGAAUGGCAUCGUCAAAUCCACCACAAAACAAAAUGAUCUUCAAAUGCGACAAACAAGCUGCAAUUGUUUCUGAAAAACUCUUAAGUUUCUAUAAAAAAAACGAAUUAUUCGACACGGUGCUGAUUGCUGGAAGUGAUUGCAUUAAUAUCCAAGCUCACAGAGUAGUCUUGUGUGCAUUUAGUGAGUAUUUCUUAGAAAAGUUUCGUGGCGUUCAAGCAACUUUGCAGGCAAAUAUAAUCCAACUCAAAGAGAUCGAAGCAUCUUCUCUGAAAUUGAUAUUAGAUUUUAUGUACACGGGUUCGAUUGAAUUGAGUCUUGAAAAUAUCGAUGGACUCUUGAGAACCGUGUCGUUUUUAAAAAUAAAAACAUUGAUUGAAGGUUGUUGUGAAUUUAUUGAAAAAAACAUAAAUUCAAGCAAUUCGUUGGGAUACCUUCGAUUAGCAAAUGAAUUGAGCCUGUCGACACUCAAAGUUAAGUCGCUUGAAUGUAUUUAUACACAUUUUGAAGAAAUUUCAAAGAAAGAAGAAUUUCUGUUAUUGAAUAAAGAUGAAUUAAAGAAUUUAUUAUUUAAUGACAAUCCUCAUGGUGAUUUCGAAGAGGUCGUCUUUUUGUCAAUGGUAGCUUGGAUAAAUUAUGACAAAUUAAACCGGACAGAAGCAACCUUUGAGCUUUUGUCAAUGGUUCGUUUUCGGGUUCUUUCACCAAAGUUUAUUGUGGAAAAUAGAAAAUCAGUUUGUAAAACUGUGGAAGACUACGAACUGAUUUGCAGUUGGCUGCAAUGGCAUUUGUCGCCCGAAAGUCGUUCAAAUGAUCAACCGAAUUGCGAUUUGAUUCCAAGGAAGAAAACUGAAAAGCUUGCAAUAAUAGGAGUCAGAAAUGAGAGUGAAAUUUGUAUUCAAACUUUUAAUUCCAAAGAAAGUUCAUGGUCCAUUGAGAUGAAAAAAUCCUUACCGUCGACAGGUGAAGAUUCUUCAACUAUUUUGAUUGAUAAUAAACUGCUUGUAGUUGGAGGAUUUAUCGACGGAUUUGUUGGCACAAAAAGAGUGGAAUGUUUAGACAUGGACACAAUGAAAUGGGUUGAUUUUCCGUCAAUGAAAACACCUCGACAUUAUUGUCAGUUAGUAGAUUUAAAUGGAUAUUUAUGUGUUUUUGGUUGGAAUAACAAAUGUGUCCCAUCUAUGGAAAUAUAUAAUUUCUCCACAUGCAAAUGGAAUGAUAUACAACCAAUGUCUCAACCAAGUAUAGGAAGCAGAAUAACUGCCCACAAUGGGAUAUUAUACAUUCUCGAUUUUGAGAAUGGUUUUUUGCAAUCUUAUGAUGUCUCCUUCAACAAAUGGACUUCCAAAGCUGUUACGAAAUCUUCACUCUAUUAUUUUGGAUUUGCUGCAAUUGAAAGGUUUUUGUAUGUUAUUGGUGGGCUUGAAAACGGCAAAUGGGUGAAAACUGUUAAACGAUACGAUUUAUGUAAUAAUUCUUGGUAUGAAAUGGCAUCAUUAUCAAGAGGUAUCGACUACCUAACCACAAAAGUCCUUGGGAAUAAAAUUAUAAUUUGCGAUGGACGCAAUGUUGAAGAGUAUAAUAUUGACAUUGACAAAUGGAAUACUUUGGAUUGUUUACCAGAAAAAGUUUAUUGGUCAAGUGUUUCUAUAUCUAACACUAUUUUCAAAAAAUGAGUUGCACUAAACUUGUAUUUCUUAUUUUAUGUACAUUAUCUAUAAAGACAAUAAAUAAAUAUUU
Molecule: messenger RNA, 1741 nt
Organism: Episyrphus balteatus (marmalade hoverfly)
Lineage: Eukaryota; Metazoa; Arthropoda; Insecta; Diptera; Syrphidae
Product: kelch-like protein 5
Exons: 1
Coding region: 7-1677 (556 amino acids)
Molecular function (GO): protein binding
Source: RefSeq, a predicted model, not a curated record